Fusarium pseudograminearum CS3096 is the source of this 1782-nucleotide messenger RNA. RefSeq lists its product as uncharacterized. Lineage: Eukaryota; Fungi; Ascomycota; Sordariomycetes; Hypocreales; Nectriaceae. Gene Ontology annotation, cellular component: membrane; GPI-anchor transamidase complex. Gene Ontology annotation, biological process: attachment of GPI anchor to protein. The transcript is spliced from 5 exons. The coding region runs from base 1 to 1782 and encodes 593 amino acids. The record is from RefSeq and is a predicted model, not a curated record.
AUGUCGCGACUUCUUUCAUCGGCGCUCUCGCUACGUCGCGACCCUCGUAUCCUGAAGCUACCCCCUUACUUGUCCUUCCUCUGCAUCGCGGUCGGUGUGAUCUGGCUGUUUCUUCUACCCCUAAACGAAUACUCGCGGCGAACAUAUAUCUCGGAGAACGCUCUGCUACCUGGACAAGUCCAUACGUAUUUUGGAGGAAGCGAGCAAAAUAUCUUCCGCGCAUACCGCCACGAGGUUGAUGAUGUUGUCAACAAGAGUAAUUACGAAGUCAACGAUAGGCUGGAAAAGAUUCUGACCGGUGUUGGACUCAAGGUUGGACGUCAGAACUACACCUACAACUCGGCUGGCCAUGAGUACUCAGGACAGAACCUCUAUGCUAUUUUGCAAGCCCCCCGCGGUGAUGCUACAGAAGCUAUUGUCUUGGUUGCGGCAUGGAAGAAUGUUGAGGAGCAGCUAAACCGUAACGGCGUGUCUCUCGCUUUAACUCUUGCCCGUUACUUCAAACGCUGGUCCCUGUGGUCCAAAGAUAUCAUUCUCGUAUUCCCACCCGAUAGCAAGACAGGGACACAGGCUUGGGUAGACGCAUACCAUGAUGCCCACAAUCCUGACCUCGUUGCCCCCCUACCUCUCAAGUCCGGCGCGCUCCAGGGUGCUCUUGCUAUCGACUAUCCCCAAGAGCAAAGCUUCAAGUCUGUGCACAUAAUCUACGACGGACCCAAUGGACAGCUUCCCAACCUCGAUCUCAUUAACUCUAUAGUCAAUAUUGCUGGUGGCCAGAUGGGCAUCAGCACUUCUAUCCAGAAGAUGACAGAGCACACGGGCACUUACCCCGAUCGCUUGCAGACUAUGCUUCGUGGUAUGCUUAACCAAGGCCUCGGCUACUCAGCUAGUGCUCAUAGUAGCUUUAUUCCUUAUCACGUUGAUGCCGUUACUCUUCAGCCCUACGGUGAAGGAUGGCAUGAUGAAAUGGCCAUGGGCCGCGUGAUUGAGGGCUCAUUCCGGAGUUUGAACAACCUGCUUGAGCAUCUGCACCAAAGUUUUUUCUUCUAUUUGUUGAUGCAGACUGACCGGUUUGUCAGUAUUGGAACUUACCUUCCGAGUGCUAUGCUGAUUGCUGCCAACUUUACCAUCAUGGCCAUCUCUCUUUGGGUAAAGAGCGGCCAGACGCCAGCGACAGAGAAGUCCAAGGAAAAGGACUCGGCCACCUCUGUCGAUGCGAUACAAGCUGGAAGAGAUUUGUUUGUCCCACUAGGUGUCGUUGCUGUCUGCCAAGGCCUCGCAGCCGUGCCUCUAUACACCUUCAACCAUCUUCCUGCCAGUUUGCUCUCUCCCGCAUUUGCCGGCUUCUCCGUCUUGUCUGCCAUCCUUCCCUUCGCCAUCUCUCGCCUCUUAACGCUGUUCACCAAGCCCACCAUUCAGCACUUCCAGCUCACAAAGUCUUUCUCUUUGCUCGUUCUAGGAAUGUGCCUCUCGACUCUGGCUACGCUCAAUUUCUCUCUCGCUUUCCUCGUUGGUGUGCUAUCUAGCCCGUUGAGCUUUGUCCAGCCUGUCAAGAACCCAGCCCUGCGCUGGUCUUUGGCAGGAUUGCUUAACAUUGUGGCCCCGCCCACGGUAGUGUAUGCUGCAGCCCAACUCUGGCAUAUCAGCAUAGCAGACCUGUUAAAGGAGGCAAGCUUCGGGUGGAAUGUUUGGGGUAUGUAUACCCCAGUUGUGGUUUGGUGUCUUUGGUGGCCCGCUUGGCUCGUGGGCAUGGUCAACGUUUUUGGAGAGGUCGCUGCUUGA